GCGCAAACCAGCCCUCGUGGCAUAUGCCAUGGCUGUCCACCAUAAAGGUGGAUUCGAUGCUCACUUUGUUGAACCUGUCAAUGAUCGAUACACAUGCCCCAUUUGCCACUUGGCAGCACGAGAACCAAUGCUGACCAAGGAGAAACUGAAGAAAUCACAAAUGUUUCUAAGCAACAUGACGAAACACGAGAUUCUUAGUUUGAAGAUUUUUUGUGAUAAGUGUGAGAAAGGCUGUAGCUGGCAAGGUGAACUAAGACAGCGUGAUAACACUACCAGGGAUGUGGCUAUGUAGUUGAAGCAUACAGCAAUGAUUGUGGAGAAAUGGUAAUAAGAAAGGACAUGGACAAUCACAAGCAGAAUGAGUGUAAUCACCAAAUUGUGGGUUGUUGCUACUGUGAUACACAGCUGGAAUAUGGACAGUUAACUGUUCAUUAUGAGAUGUGUGAUAGUUACCCUGUUGACUGUCCUUAUGAGUGUGGAAUGCAGGUUGCUAGGAAGGACAUGGAAAUGCAUGUCAGCAGAGAGGGUGUAUGCCCCACCAGUCCUCUACAGUGUGAUGUUGCAUCAGCUGGAUGCCAGUUUAUCGGGAAUAGAGAGCAACUACAAGAUCACUUGGAAAAGAACACAGCCUAUCAUCUUAGUUUGGCUAUGCAAACAGUGAGCAAUGUACAAGAGAGAUUUGCAAGUGCUGGAAAGAAACAAGCAGAAACAGACAAUGAGUUAGUGGUUGUUAAGAAAACACUGCAAAAGACAGACAAUGAGUCGGCGGAUGGUAACAGAGCACUGCAACAGACAGAAACUUCAGUUUUGGCUGCCAACUAUAAAACAUUCAGCAAACUUUUGGGUGGCGAGCGCCUAGAGAAAGAUGAUCAGAAGCAGUCAGUGGAGUAUGUGAAAGCUUUACUGGACAAACGGAUACAAUUUCAUUUGAAAUGGGCGACACUUUUGUACACCUGUGGAAGAUAGAGUCACAACAGUUAGCAGACUUGACGUUGCACCAAUCACAUCCGUGCACAAUUUUAUCUAACAAAUUCAACACCGCAAAUCCAGGUUUACAUUUACAGCUUAAACUUUCUUGUCAAAGAGCAAUCAUGUCUAUGUUAUACAUGUACAUAUUUGAAGCAAAGGUGUACUAUUGGGGUCAACAACAAGCCAAGAAAUCGCACAAGUCAAAGUAUUUGAUGUCAAUUUUGCUGCAUAAUAAUCAUCAUUACAGGUCAAGAGUCCAGAAAGAGAUUGACUUUAGUAGCGUGACUACUCAUGAACAGUUUUAUGACGUAGAAAAAGGUUGUUUGUUUGUGGUUUGUCCAAAAUUUGAACGCGUGUAUUUUGAUAGCCUAAAUGUGAAAGAUGGGUUGUUGGUAGUCUUAGAGUUGCAAUCAAAAACUCUAACUUUUUAUUUUUUUUUGGGUUGCAAGUUUUACGAGCGUUUAGGAUGUGGGAGUUUUGCAAUUAGUGGACAGUUUAUGAUCGUUUGACAGCAAUACUUAACUUAGCUGUCUUGUGCUGGAUGCAGGAGUUCUAUACUGUUGUAUGUAUUGGGGGUUUGUAUUUGGUGUAAUACAGUUGGU
Messenger RNA from Corticium candelabrum, 1571 nucleotides. RefSeq names its product TNF receptor-associated factor 5-like. The record is from RefSeq and is a predicted model, not a curated record. NCBI's taxonomy places the organism in Eukaryota, Metazoa, Porifera, Homoscleromorpha, Homosclerophorida, Plakinidae. Bases 322 to 966 code for a protein of 214 amino acids. The transcript has 2 exons. Gene Ontology annotation, molecular function: zinc ion binding.